Messenger RNA from Acanthosepion pharaonis, 1446 nucleotides. The record is from the annotation of a GenBank genome assembly. Lineage: Eukaryota; Metazoa; Mollusca; Cephalopoda; Sepiida; Sepiidae.
AUGGCUAAGCCAUUUGAAUUUCAAUGGCGCAUCCCUGUGCCAGAAUUCCUCCUCAAGGGGGCAAUGUUUGAUCGAUGGGAUGAGGAAAGCAACACUGUUGAGCCAAAUUGUUUGGUGCAAGUUGAUGAGUAUGGUUUCUUCAUUUACUGGAAAAGUGAAGGCAAGGAGGGACAGAUUUUAGAGUGUUCACAAGUGAAUGAUGUCCGUCUUGGAACAGCACCAAAGAUAAACUCUAUCUUUAUUUUUUUGCUCUUUUUUUAUGAGUCUUCUUUUUUCUCUUCAUUGCUGACCUUUAUCAGUUCUCUCUUUUCUCCCUGUAUAUCAUUCAUUUUCUAUAUUAAAUUUGUCUCCCCUACACUUUCUCUUUGCCUUUUCUGUUUCCUUUGCUCUGAGAAGUUCCUCUUUUUUUACCACAUUUUCUUUUUCCAGCCAGUGAGCUUCUUGCUCUCUUGUUUCUUUAUUGGUCUUCUAUUUUCUUCUCUCCAUUUCUAUUUCCAUGCCAUCAAUUUUUUCUCUCACAUCCUAGUCUUUUCCAUUUCUCUAUUCAGGUCAUUUCCCUUUUUUAAUCUUUCUUUUCCUUCACCCUUUUUUCCACUACUAACUCCUUUUUUAAUUUUUUUUUCCUCCCUGUCUUCUACUCUCUGUCUGUCCUCCCUGUCUUCUACUCUCUGUCUGUCCUCCCUGUCUUCUACUCUGUCUGUCUGUCUUUUCUGUCUGUCCUCCCUGUCUCCUCUGUCUGUCCUCCCUGUCUUCUACUCUCUGUCUGUCCUCCCUGUCUUCUACUCUCUGUCUGUCCUCCUGUCUUCUGUCCUCUGUCUGUCCUCUCCUGUCUUCUACUCUGUCUCUGUCUGUCUGUCCUCCCUGUCUUCUACUCUCUGUCUGUCCUCCCUGUCUGUCUCUGUCUCCUCUGUCUGUCCUCUGUCUGUCCUCCCUGUCUUCUACUCUCUGUCUGUCCUCCCUGUCUUCUACUCUCUGUCUGUCCUCCCUGUCUUCUACUCUGUCUGUCCUCCCUGUCUUCUACUCUCUGUCUGUCCUCCCUGUCUUCUGUCUGUCCUCUGUCUGUCCUCCCCCUGUCUUCUACUCUCUGUCUGUCCUCCCUGUCUUCUACUCUCUGUCUGUCCUCCCUGUCUUCUACUCUCUGUCUGUCCUCCCUGUCUUCUACUCUCUGUCUGUCCUCCCUGUCUUCUACUCUCUGUCUGUCCUCCCUGUCUUCUACUCUCUGUCUGUCCCUGUCCCCUGUCUGUCCUCCCUGUAUUUCUGUCUGUCCUCCCUGUCUUUCUCUUGUCUGUUCCCCUGGCUUUGUCUGUCCUCCCUGUCUUCUUCUGUCUGUUCCCUGUCUUAUGUAUUUUCCUUUUCAUCUUUUCUUUCUUCAUCUUUCUCUUUCUUAGGCUUUUCACUCAUCUUCUCUCUUUCCUAGGCUUUUCAUUCAUCUUCUCUCUUUCCUAG